AUGGUCUUCUUCCCCCCAUUAGAAGGCAAGCUCCAGGAGGCAGACAUCUUGGUCACUGAUGUUUCCCAGACUGGCCUUAUUGUUGCCUGCUACCACGGCUUCCUGGAUACUGUGGUAGCCUUAGCAGAGUGCCCCCACAUUGACGUCAACUGGCAGGACCUCGAGGGGAACACGGCCCUCAUCGUGGCUGCACAGGCAGGACACGCCAUCAUCACCAACUACUUGUUGAACUAUUUCCCUGGCCUUGACCUGGAGAGGAGGAAUGUGUUCGGGUUCACAGCGCUGAUGAAAGCCUCCAUGCAGGGCCGAACCGAGUGCAUCCGAGCCCUGAUGCUGGCAGGGGCCGAUGUCCACGCACGAGACCCCCGCCGCAGGCUGUCGUCGCAGGAGUGGGCCGCCUACACGGGACGCGCAGAGGCGGUCCGCCUCAUCCAGAGGCUGCUGGAACGCCCCUGCCCUGAGCAGUUUUCGGAAAAGUACAAGCCAGAGUUGCCGCUGGCCCCGGAGGCCGUUCUGAAGCCCUCGGGCUCCAAAAACUGCUUGCAGAGGCUCACCGAGUUCCUGCGGUCCGCUAUGACCUCCCGCUCAAGCCAGGGCCCGGAGGAUGGGGGCGCCCUGGAUCACAUGGUGAAGAUGACCACAAGCCUCUAUAGCCCGGCGGUGGCAGUCGUCUGUCAGACCGUGUGCCCCGAGAAUCCCCCCUGCGUGGGGAAAAGGCGGCUGGCGGUGCAGGAAAUCUGGGGGGCUCAGGGCGACCGGGACGCCCAUGCGCAGUGCAGGGACAAGGCGGAGGGCCCUGAGCGGCAAUAUCAGACCUCCCAGGCCGGAAGAGUGUCCAGCGAGGCGUCCCCGAGAGCCAGCCUGCCGCCGCCCCCCCUGCCGAGUGCCCAGGUGGCCGCUGCCUCGCGGAGGACCAGCCUCCUGCCCCUGCAGCUGCUGAGGCGGAGCAGCGUGCGGCCGGGCGUGGUCAUCCCCAGGGUCCGCGUCAGCAAGGCGCCGGCACCCACCUUCCAGCCCGAGCGGGCGGCGGCCAAGAGCAGCACCAAGGACAGCACCCACCUGCAGAUCCCCAAGUGGCGCUACAAGGAGGCCAAGGAGGAGAAGAGGAGGGCGGAGGAGGCAGAGAGGAAGCGCACGGCGGAGGCGCAGAAGGAGCGGCGAACAUCUCCGUGGAGGAAAAGGACGUGAGGCGGGUCAGCACGAGGAAAGUGUGGCCGGACGCAGGGCCCCAGCCGGGAUGCGUGGGGGACACUGCCCGGACACCACGGAGGAGGAGGCCGUCAGAGCCUGCAGUCUGCACCGAGAAGGGGAGCCUUCCUCCUGUUUCGGCCCCCAACUCUGCCCUCGGCCUCCUGUUCACAGUCUCCUUCCUUCCUUCCCAGGGACCCCCAAAGCGGCCCUUGCUGGUUUGUUCCAGCCGCACCCCAGAGUGAAUUGGGAUUCACACUAAUUGAUUUGCCUAAAACCAGUUCACCUAGUCGUCAACACACCAGUGGCCGAUUUGCCUAAAAGUCUACCUUCUUUAGAAGCUCAAUUCAGAAUUUCUUUAGGCCAACUUGUCAAAGGGCGUUUUCUGUAUAAUUUUGUAUUUUUAAUGAUUAUUUAUCAAAUUUGCAGCACUUUAGGGGCGAUGGGGCUCUUUGUAGAGAAGGCAAGUUGAAUACGUGUGUCUGAAGAACCUUUGUUGAAAAUGCUAUUUCUAGCAAUAAAUAUUUAUAAUAUCAGA
This is a messenger RNA of Trichechus manatus latirostris (Florida manatee), 1726 nucleotides long. RefSeq names its product ankyrin repeat domain 33B (gene ANKRD33B). Gene Ontology annotation, molecular function: protein binding. The transcript is spliced from 4 exons. The coding region runs from base 1 to 1188 and encodes 395 amino acids. The record is from RefSeq and is a predicted model, not a curated record. Lineage: Eukaryota; Metazoa; Chordata; Mammalia; Sirenia; Trichechidae.